Molecule: messenger RNA, 3840 nt
Organism: Heterobilharzia americana
Lineage: Eukaryota; Metazoa; Platyhelminthes; Trematoda; Strigeidida; Schistosomatidae
Source: the annotation of a GenBank genome assembly
AUGCUUCUCAAAGAGUAUCGGAUAUGCAUGCCUCUUACGGUUGCUGAAUACAGAAUUGCUCAGUUAUAUAUGAUUCAAAAAAAGUCUCGUGAAGAAAGCACAGGUCGUGGAAGUGGUGUAGAAAUAUUGAAAAACGAACCGUAUGAAGAUGGGCCUGGUGGGAAAGGUCAAUAUACGUUUAAAAUUUAUCAUGUGGGCAGUCAUUUACCAACCUGGAUUCGCAACAUAUUGCCAUCAUCAGCUUUGCGUGUUGAAGAAGAAGCUUGGAAUGCCUAUCCUUAUACCAGAACAAUCUAUAAAGUUCCGUUUGUUGAAAAGCUAGUACUUGAUGUGGAAACUUAUUUCUAUGAUGAUGGUGGAGAACAGGAGGAUGUGUUUAAACUUUCAGUUGAGGAGAAAAAGGCACGCAUCGUUGACUUUAUUGAUAUUGUAAAAGAUCCAAUUACUGGGAACGAUUACAAACCGGAAGAAGAUCCAACUACAUAUGUAUCACAAGCUACUGGUCGUGGUCCAUUAUCUCCUAAUUGGCGUGAGGAAUUUAUGCAUGCUCAAAAUGUAACUCAUGAAGCAUAUGAAAAGCCACCAAGUAAAAAUCAUGACAAUACACCAGUUACUGAAGUUCUAAAACCAUUGCACAAACAUAUUAUGUGUGCGUAUAAACUCUGCCGAGUAGAAUUCCGAUAUUGGGGUACUCAAACACGGGUGGAACAAUUUAUUCAUGAUACUGCACUUCGAAAAACUAUGCUGCGAGCCCACCGACAAGUAUGGGCAUGGCAAGAUGAAUGGUAUGGUCUUACAAUAGACGAGAUACGUCGUUUGGAACAGGAAACAGCUCAAGCACUAGCGACUAAGAUGGCCGAUUCAGAUCACCUUGUAGACACUAAAGACCAAUCAUCCAGUCAAGUUCAGUCAGCUUCAACAAUUACUGAUGUGAAUGCUAAUACUGUUGGGAAAAAAUCUCAGUCUCUUGAAAGCUAUGAACUCAAUUCAGUCACCACUAAUCUAUCUCCGUCAAGAGAAUAUCCUAUUACAUCUGAUUCAGCUGAUAAUGCAGAACAAAAUUUAUGGGCCGAUUUCAAGAAAUUAGAGGCAAACGGUUUCGAACUUGAUGACUUCGAACCGUUUACUACACCAUGUACAGAAUCUGAUGAUGAUGCCAAGUCAUUUGUUACAUGCUGUAGUGACCUUACUGGGAAUACUGAUUAUGCCACCCCAUUAGCUUCAAAUUUUCAAAGUUUUGAUAAUUCGGAAGUAAAAUCUUGUUCUAAUCAAAAACCAGUCUCUGGUCUUCUCCCAACUACGGACAAGCUAAUACUUAUAUUGGUGAUUCAUGGAGGUUGUAUCCUUGAUUCAACAUAUGAUUUAACUACUAAGCGCUCAGAUAUCUUAACUUUUCGGAAGACAAUUGAAAUAGUUACUGCUAAUCAUUAUCCAGCAUUGAGUAAUCGAAUAGCUAUAAAACUUGUACCAUGUCCUACUGAAAUCGGUGAUAUAUUCCAUCUGUUUUCCAAGUUAAAAACUUCGCCAGAUCCUAAUAGACCUGUUGAGACUCAACUGUUACGUGAUCUGAUACCUCUGGGGAGUAUUCCUCUGUUUUUGACCAAUUCACCUGGUUAUCCUCGAAUGUUAGAACAAUUGGCAUUUAAUUUGAAUACUCAUUAUACAGAAUUUCUACGUUCCUCCGAAGGCAUCGGUUUUUCAGGCACUGUUUGUGUAGUAGCCGAUAGCGUUGGUUCAAUAUUAGCUCAUGAUCUUUUGAGUUCACCUCGAAUAGAUCGUUUACCAAUGACAGAUAAUAAUAUUAGUGUAACAGAUAUUGGAGUGAGACGCUGGCGUGAGCCGUUCAGCGUACAUAAAUUGAGACAGGCAGAUAAACAGCUGGAAACCUUGACUUUAAUAAAAAGUCCUAGUGAAGUUACUCUAUGCCCAGUUGAACCUAAAAAAAAUUCAGAGAACACUGUAGUGUUACAUCCUGGUGAUCGGGAACAUGAAUCAGAAUCAUGCAGUCGACGUUUUGCUUUGGACUUCCAGGUACAAAAUUUCUUCAUGUUGGGUUCACCUGUUGGUCUAAUUUUGGCCUAUCGUCAUCAACAAGAUCAGUCGGCAGCCGGUACAUUGAAUUCGUCAACCAACAGUUCACCCAAUAAAGUAUAUUGCUCUUCACAAGAUUUUAAACUGGUCGUAGAUCAAGCUUAUAACUUAUUUCAUUUGACUGAUCCGUGUGGUUUUCGUAUUGAGCCACUACUGGAUAGUCGUUUCAGUCAUGUCUCUCCAGUAUUUAUUCCACAGUAUGUUCGUUAUCCGUUGGGUGACGGGCAGUCAACAAAUCUCGUUGAAACUCUUAUCCAACAAGCUGAACUAUUUUCUUCCAAUCGUUCAGAUAAAUGUUUCGAUUCCGAAGAAAAUGUUAAUACUUCGGUAAAUGAAAAUAGUGAUAGCACUUCAAGUGUUAAGUGCCAACCAACAGACCAUAAAUACAGCUGGGAAAAGAAGUCUCUUGUUGCACUGGAGACCUUGAAGAAAGUACGCCACUCUUGGUGGGGUCCGAAAAGAGUUGAUUAUAGUGUGCAUUGUCCUGAAGCAAUCCAAAAUAUCCUGGCACGCGCACGCCCUCCAAUUUUGCAUGCAAGCUACUGGGAAUCUAAAGAUGUAUCAUCUUUUAUUAUAAGACAGCUGUUGGAAACUUUGGGACUUAGUGUUUUAGAAACUUCAUAUUCCGCAGAUAUGGCUGAUGAAAUUGCAGUUACAGAAUUAGCCAAAGUGUCGUUGAAUCCAGAUCAGAUGAAGUCGCAAGUUUGUGGAAUGUCAGAUGAUUCUAGUACCCAAAUUUCCCAACAAUCAGAGAAAAGUAGUACUCACUCAAAGCUUUCAAAUUUUGGCCAUUCCUUGUCCGUAGGACCUCGCAGUUUUUUGAAACGAACAUCAUCUGAGAGAUUGAAGAACUUUAAACCAAAUCACCGAGCAAAUGAUGUCAUUGCAACAACUGGUUUUUCUGAUGAAAAAAUCCGCGUAGAAAUUCAAUCCCUCAGUGGAUCUUGGGCAUAUAUGUGUACAGAAGUGACUGAUUCCUCUGGAAGACUUCGAUUUUUUCUGCCGGAACAAUUUCAUUUACCUAAUGGAUUUUAUCCCAUAAAAAUGAUACCUGAGUCGGAUCGUGAGCAUCCUGUGCUUAUUACAUUAGCAGUAGUACCCCCUCAAACUGAAGUUGUUGUAUUUAGCGUAGACGGUAGCUUUGCCGCAAGUUUGUCGUUGAUGGGAAAAGACCCAAAGGUUCAUCCUGGUGCUGUUGAUGUCGCACGUCACUGGCAAGGACUAGGAUUUUUGUUGAUCUAUUUGUCUGCUCGACCGGAUAUGCAAAGACGCCGAGUAACUAAUUGGAUGGCAAAUCAUAAUUUCCCCUUUGGAAUGACUUUCUUCUUAAAUGGUCUAUACACAGAUCCAUUAAAGCAAAAGGCGCAAAUGUUAAGAACAAUUGUUGAAAAUGCCAAAUUACGAGUUCAUUGUGGCUAUGGAUCAGGCAAAGAUAUUAAUCUUUAUCGAUCCCUUGGUUUAUCUACGCAUAAUAUCUUUCUGAUCGGUAAAGUGUCUCGGUCUCAGGCGUCACACGGAACCCCGUUAUCACAAGGAUACUCAUCACACUUGUCUUCAUUAAUCAACGGUCAUCCUCUGUGUAGACCCGCUGUUGGAGCUAUGAGUGUACCAGUACGCUGUUGUCCAUUCGAUUUACCUUCUAUUUGUCCGUCUUCACCCUUAUCAAUGAAAUCUGAUUUGUUUCGAAAUAAUUCUGUUAACUUUUCUUCUGUACCAUCAAGCAAACAAUUAUCAUCUGAAACAGAAUAA